Molecule: messenger RNA, 1446 nt
Organism: Selaginella moellendorffii
Lineage: Eukaryota; Viridiplantae; Streptophyta; Lycopodiopsida; Selaginellales; Selaginellaceae
Product: omega-hydroxypalmitate O-feruloyl transferase
Exons: 3
Coding region: 57-1376 (439 amino acids)
Molecular function (GO): acyltransferase activity, transferring groups other than amino-acyl groups
Source: RefSeq, a predicted model, not a curated record
CUCGCUUCACUUCAUCCGGGAAAAGCUAGAACAAGCUCUUUCUUGAUCGUGCAAAGAUGGCCUCGCGCUUGACCGUCUACGCCGAGAAGCCAAUGACCAUCAAACCGGCGCGUCCCACCAAGAACCAGACCAUCUUUCUUAGCAACAUGGACCAGCAAGUCUUCUUCCACGUCGAGAUGCUUUUCAUGUACGAUGUCCAGUCCCCGGACACGGGAGACGUGGUGGACAACGUACGCAACGCUCUCGCCGAAGCUCUCGUUCCAUACUACUUCGCGGCGGGGAGAUUCAGAGUGAACGAGCAAGAGAAGAGGCUUGAGGUGGAGUGCAAUGGAGCCGGGGCGCACUUUGCCGGUGCCUACUGCGAUUCCACCAUCGCCGAGCUGGGCGAUCUGCGAAUUCCCAAUCCAGACUUCCGGAAGCUGCUCGUUUACCCGGUUGAUGUCAAGAAGAUCGAAGAUAUCCCCUUGUUUUCCAUCCAGGUGACGAGAUUCAAAUGUGGGGGAUUCAUUGUCGGGAUUUACACUAGCCAUGUCGUGUUUGAUGGGAUUUCGGGAUGCCAGUUCUUCAGUGACAUCGGCAGGAUCUCUCGCGGCGAGUCCAUCGCGGCCAAGGCAACCAUGACUCCCGACAGGACGACCCUCCGCUCGCGAUCGCCACCGAGUAUCUCCUACGCCCACCCGGAGCUCAUGAGACUCCCGGACAUUCCCGCGAGGCUGCUCUUCAACCCGGCCUCGUACGACGUCUCCAAGCCCCCAGUGCACGCCUUCAAGACGUUCUCCUUCUCUCUCGCGCAGCUCGAUCUUCUCAAAAAGAGAGCUAUUGAGGGAGGAGAGGUCUCCCGCUGCUCCACCUUUGAGGCCCUCACAGGCCACGUCUGGAAGGCACGCACCACCGCUCUUGGGAUGGACCCAUCCGCCAUGGCCAAGCUCUUCGUGGCGAUGAACCUCCGGGACAAGCUCAAGAGCCCGGCGCUACCCGACGGCUUCACGGGCAACGCGGUGGUGGCGGCGCCAUGCGUUGACACGACCGUUGACUCGGUAGUCAAUGGCUCGCUGUCGCUGUGUGUGCGCAAGGUCCGGGAUGCAAUCGCGAGCGUGAACGAGGAGUACAUCCGGUCGGAGAUCGACUGGUGCGAGGUCAACGGGCACGGGAUCAUUGACCUGCCCGGCGGCAUGAUCAUCACGCCCUGGUCAAAGCUGCCUUUUGAUGGCGUUGACUUUGGAUGGGGGCGGCCGACGUACAUCGCGGCCCCGGUCAACGACAGGCCCGAGUACGUGCUGGUGCUGUCCAGCUGCAAAGGAGAUGGCGGUGUGGACGUGUUCAUGGCUAUGGAGUUUCACAAGAUGAGAAAGCUGGAGGAGUGCCUUAGUAUAUGAGCGUUUUGUUUGUACAUUAAGAUUGCUAGCUUUGUAGCAAAGUGGAAGUAUUUGUAUACUUUAUUUGGUA